Molecule: messenger RNA, 1714 nt
Organism: Rhinichthys klamathensis goyatoka
Lineage: Eukaryota; Metazoa; Chordata; Actinopteri; Cypriniformes; Leuciscidae
Gene: dntt
Product: deoxynucleotidyltransferase, terminal
Exons: 11
Coding region: 6-1481 (491 amino acids)
Biological process (GO): double-strand break repair via nonhomologous end joining
Cellular component (GO): nucleus
Molecular function (GO): DNA-directed DNA polymerase activity; DNA binding; DNA nucleotidylexotransferase activity
Source: RefSeq, a predicted model, not a curated record
CAGAGAUGCUCCCCACUCGAAAGCGUCGGCCAGAAGCCGCCUUCCCUCGGGGUCACGGCGAGGUCAAGUUCAGGGAUCUGACCCUGUACCUGGUGGAGAGGAGGAUGGGGAAAAGCAGGAGGAGUUUUCUCUCGAAUCUGGCCAGAUCAAAGGGGUUCAGCGUGGACGACGCUCUCAGUGGUAACGUGACUCACGUCGUGUCUGAGGGAAACGCAGCGCAGGAUCUCUGGCACUGGUUGGAGGAGCAGGGAUUUGGAGAGACACCAGACACACACGUGCUGGAUGUCAGCUGGUUUACUGAGAGCAUGAGCGCUGGACGGCCUGUGCCUGUGGAACUGAGACAUUACAUACAAAAUCCUGCUGUGGAUCACAGGUCUUGUGCACAUCCGUCAGCCAAACCAGAGUCUGCUGUGUCUCCAUAUGCCUGCCAGAGACGGACGACAUUGGAUAACCACAAUAAGAUCUUUACAGAUGCGUUGGAAGUCCUGGCGGAGAACAUGGAGUUCGUUGGGAACCGAGGGCCGUGUCUGGCGUUUCGAAGGGCCGCUUCGGUGCUCAAGAGUCUCUGUGCUCCUUUACAACACCUGGAGGAGACGCAGCGCCUGCCCUGUCUGGGGGAACACAGCAACGCCAUCCUGGAGGAGAUCUUUGAAUGCGGAUCAUCCUCCAGAGCUGAAGACACACUGAAUGACGAGAGGUACCGAACUAUGAAGUUGUUCAGCAGUGUGUUCGGUGUCGGACCCAGAACCGCAGAGAGCUGGUUCUAUAGAGGACUCAGGACGUUUGAACAGGUUCUGACUGAACCCAGUAUCAGACUGAACCGCAUGCAGACCGCAGGGUUCUUGUUCUACGAGGACAUCAGUAAGCCGGUGAGCAGGACCGAGGCCAGCGCACUGAAGAUUAUAGUGGAAGAAGCUGUUAUCUGUGUAAACCCACACGCCACCGUCCACAUUACUGGAGGAUUCCGCAGGGGAAAGGAGUUCGGUCAUGAUGUGGACUUCAUCAUUAAAACACCCGAGCCGGGACAGGAGGACGCCGUUCUGCCAGCGCUGAUCCAGCGAUUCAAAGCACAGAACAUCCUGCUGUACUCAGACUUCCAGGACUCGACCUUUGACCUGAGCCAGCUGCCGACCCAUCGCUUCGAGGCCAUGGAUCAUUUCAGCAAGUGUUUCCUGAUAGUGAAGCUGAAGAGAGAGCAGGAGAGCGGUGAGCGAGAGGCGAGUCGGGACUGGAAAGCGGUGCGCGUGGAUCUGGUGGCUCCUCCGCUCGAGCGCUAUGCCUACGCCCUGCUGGGAUGGACCGGCUCCACGCUGUUUGAACGAGACCUGAGACGAUUCGCCAGACUGGAGCGAGGAAAACUGCUGGACAAUCACGCGCUGUACGACAAAGCAACGAAAGCCUUCUUGCCUGCCUGCACCGAAGAGGAGAUCUUUGCUCAUUUGGGUUUAGAGUAUAUUGAACCCUGGCAAAGAAAUGCCUAGUUUGCCUGAGAUUGAGCGUGAGUCUUCAGACCGACGCUGACACUCACACUCGAAUGACGCUGACACACACACUCGAACGCCUGCUGUGUGACUCGACCAGCCAGCGUGAGGAUUGUUACUGUGUUAUUUUUAAAGCAUUUGUUUACCAAUCGCAUUUGUACUCGCUUAAAAAUGUGUUGCUGCAUUAUAAGAAAAGAUCACAGCAAAUGUCAUUUGUCUACAAGAAAGAUUCA